Molecule: messenger RNA, 1987 nt
Organism: Drosophila arizonae
Lineage: Eukaryota; Metazoa; Arthropoda; Insecta; Diptera; Drosophilidae
Product: Y+L amino acid transporter 2
Biological process (GO): amino acid transmembrane transport
Cellular component (GO): membrane
Molecular function (GO): L-amino acid transmembrane transporter activity
Source: RefSeq, a predicted model, not a curated record
GUGGCCACGACAGGGAACAAAGCUGUGAGGCUCCAUCAUUUUGCUAAUAAAUAUUAAUAACACAAAAACUGAAACAAACAAAUUCAAGUGUUAAAAGUGUAGUCAAACUUUUAAAUAAAUAUUUGAUUUUUAACACAAAUAAAACGUGAAAUUGAAAGAUGAAAGCGUUUGUGCUAUAAAUAUGCUGGGGAGACCUUGACAUUGUGCUGUGAGAAUAAAACAAGGAAAACGCGCUUUUGAUUAGCAAUAGACUGGGUUAACAAUUAACGCAGCUUCUUCAAGUAUCUCAGCUGCAAUAUGGAAACGGAGUCGCUGAACCGCAAGAGCUCCUCACGCAAGAGCUCCAUUGUGAAUGGCAAUGGAGAUGCCACCACCAAGCUGACGAACGGCGAUGAGACUGCAGCUGGCGAUGGCGGUGGCGGCGGGGAGGUGACACUAAAAGCCAAAAUGAGUUUAUUGAAUGGCUGCACCGUCAUUGUGGGCUCGAUCAUUGGCUCCGGCAUCUUCGUCUCGCCCACCGGCGUCUUGAUGUACACGGGCAGCGUAAAUUUGGCAUUGAUUGUGUGGGUCAUUUCCGGACUCUUCUCGAUGGUGGGCGCCUACUGCUACGCCGAGCUGGGCACCAUGAUAACCAAAUCUGGAGCUGACUAUGCGUACAUCAUGGAGACAUUCGGACCCUUCAUGGCAUUCAUCCGCCUGUGGAUCGAGUGUAUGAUUGUGCGACCCUGCUCACAGGCCAUCGUGGCGCUAACAUUCAGCACCUACGUACUGAAGCCGUUCUUUCCGGAGUGCGCUCCACCCGAGGAUGCGGCCCGCCUGCUCGCCGUUUGCUGCAUAUUGGUGCUAACAUUAAUCAAUUGCUGGGACGUUAAAUGGGCCACCGCUGUGCAGGAUAUUUUCACAUAUGCAAAACUGCUGGCCCUAUUUAUCAUCAUUGCGACUGGCAUGUACCAGCUCUCUAUGGGCAAUGUGAAGUACUUCACUUUCGAUAACAGCGAUACGCGCGUGACAUCCCUGGCGCUGUCCUUCUACUCGGGCCUGUUCGCCUACAAUGGCUGGAAUUACUUGAACUUCAUCAUUGAGGAACUGAAGGAUCCCGUCAAGAAUCUCCCACGCGCCAUUGCCAUCAGCUGCACGCUUGUCACCGUCGUCUACGUCAUGGCCAAUGUGUCCUUCUACACCAUCCUGUCGCCGGAGGAGGUCCUGGGGUCCUCUGCGGUGGCUGUUACCUAUGCGGAGCGCGCAUUCGGCAUGCUGGCCUGGACCAUACCAGUUUUUGUGGCAUUGUCCACAUUCGGUGCCGUCAACGGCAUUUUGCUCACCUCCUCGCGCCUGUUCUACGCGGGUGCGAAUGAGGGGCAGAUGCCAGAGAUUUUAACCAUGAUUCAAAUUCAACGCUUCACGCCCACGCCCGCUGUGCUGGCCAUGGCUCUGCUAUCCAUGUUAUAUCUGACGGUUUCCGACAUCUUCGCGCUCAUCAACUACGUGGGCUUUGCGACUUGGUUGAGCAUUGGCGUUGCGGUUCUCUGCCUGCCCUGGCUGCGCUGGGCUCAACCCAAUUUGCCACGCCCAAUUCGCGUGCCCCUGGUAUUCCCCAUUGUAUAUCUAAUUGCCACCGUCUUCGUCACUGUCGUCCCCAUGUAUGCCAGUCCCGUAGAGACUGGCUACGGCAUCCUCAUGAUACUGUCGAGCAUACCCGUCUACUUGGUCUUCAUUGCCUGGAAGAGUAAGCCAAUAUGGUUCCAGAAAUCGAUGGUAAGCCUCACACACUUCCUGCAAAAGCUGCUCAUGGUACUCGGCAAGCAAACGAAACCAGCUCAGGUGUAGAGAUUAGCGAGUGGAUGGAUGGUUGGAAUGAUGGUGGGUGGAUGGAUGGUGGGGCCAUUAUUGCCAGAGACUAUGCUGAAAUUAUUCUAAGCAGAUGGAGAAGACAUCACGUUAGCCAACAGCAAAUGAUAGCAUUUAAUAUAUAAUGAAAAAAGUAUAA